Molecule: messenger RNA, 1221 nt
Organism: Bacidia gigantensis
Lineage: Eukaryota; Fungi; Ascomycota; Lecanoromycetes; Lecanorales; Ramalinaceae
Exons: 2
Coding region: 1-1221 (406 amino acids)
Biological process (GO): epoxide metabolic process
Molecular function (GO): epoxide hydrolase activity
Source: RefSeq, a predicted model, not a curated record
AUGAAGGAACCAUACAGUUACAGUCUACAUGUUGAUGAGGAGCUGCUUCGAACAACGAAGGAAAAGCUGAGGCUGGCUAGAUUCCCAGAGGAGCUUGAAGACCUGGGGGACGAUGAUUGGAGUCACGGUGCGAAAGUGAAAGAGGUCAAACGAUUGGCUCAAUACUGGCUUGAUGGCUUCGAUUGGAGGGCUCAAGAGGCAGCUAUCAAUGCAGACUUCAGGCAAUGGAAAGUCGAAAUAGACGUGCCUGACUACGGUCCCCACACCUUCCACUACGUCCAUGAACCCUCUUUGUCCUCAGACGCUAUCCCACUACUCUUCGUCGCUGGCUGGCCUGGCUCCUUCCUCGAAGCUCGUGAGCUCAUCAAACCUCUCAUAUCCUCUCCCAAUGACAAUACUCCGGCAUUUCACAUCGUCAUUGCCUCCCUUCCUGGCUUCGGCCCCGGCGAUGCACCCAAGAAUUCAGGGUUCAGCCCGUCUAAGACAGCAAUGGCUUUCAAGACCCUGAUGGUAGACGUCCUGGGCUACAGGAAAUUCGUAACGCAAGGCGGUGACUUCGGCUCCUGGGUCACACGCAUCAUGGCACACAUGUACCCCGAACAUGUCAGAGCUUGCCAUACCAAUUUCAUGGUCAUGGGACCACCGCCCUUCUACAAGAAUCCCUUGGUCUUCGGCCGCCUGAUACUCAACUCCGUCCUCUACACAAAGAAAGAGCAGAAGAUGCUAGAAAAGGCACAAUCAUUUAUGAAAGAACACAUGGCAUACGCAAUGGUCCAGGGUACAAAACCGCAGUCUCUCGCCUUCGGGCUUGGUGACUCCCCAAUCGGCCUACUGGCGUGGUUUCUGGAGAAAUACCACGCCUGGACCGACAACGAGCAUUACAGCUGGCCGGACGACCAGAUCCUCACGUUCGUAAUGAUGCACUGGAUGCAAGGCGCCACGCCGGGCUUCAGGUACUACAAGGAGAGCUUUCAAGAGAAGGGGCCGUACAGCGGACUCAACGUUUUCGGGAAGUGGUGCGAUGUGCCAACUGGGUAUAGUGAGUUUCCGAAGGAGACCACUAGCUUUCCGUUGGAUUGGAUUAGGACGUCGACGAAUUUACAGUGGUUCAGGGAACAUGAUCGCGGUGGGCAUUUUGCUGCUGUGGAACAGCCGGAGCUGCUUGUGCAGGAUAUGAGGGAGUGGUUUGGCAGUCAGGUUGUGAGGGAGGCUAUGCGUUGA